Molecule: messenger RNA, 1500 nt
Organism: Anisakis simplex (herring worm)
Lineage: Eukaryota; Metazoa; Nematoda; Chromadorea; Rhabditida; Anisakidae
Source: the annotation of a GenBank genome assembly
AUGCCGCAGAUAAUAUUCGAUCCUUUGGGAGGCUUGAACAGUUUUGUUCGGCAAAUACCGGUACCAACACUGAAUAGCUAUAUCAUACUAAGUGUUUUACUCACAUUCGGAAGCAUCUCUUACGUUCCUGAUUUAUUCAAAGAUGAUGAAGUUUCAAUCAAUACAAUUUGCUCCUUUACGGCUAUUUUUUGCAAAGUACUCGUGUAUCUGGCAUUUGGUGAUCUUGCUGUGCAUGAAUCAACCAUUCUACGUGAUCGGCUUUGCAACUGGCUCUUAUAUAAAGUAUUAUUUUUAUUUGGUGUAUUGAACAGUACGGUUGUUGAAGAGCUGGUCGCUUGGAUUAUUUGGUUCGCUAUUUUGACCGUUUUUGCCGUUCUUCAAUUAGUCGCCGUUCAGAAACUCGAAUAUGUGAGUUCUUUUUUUUUUUCUGCGUCUUUACCAUCCAAAUCACUUCGGUUACGUAUUCUCAUAAUCGGUGUUGUCUCACUGUGCUCAUCAUGGAUUCUGACGCUCUUCAAUUUCUAUUGUUUUACAAUCUUACCAUUCAGUUAUUCAUUAUUCAUUCUUGCUGAUUUGUACUCGCAAAUUGUGUUGAGUAUAGCAUGUGUAGCGUUAUCAAUGCAAAUACGUUCCUUCUAUAAAUCACUUAGUACACGUAUCACACGUCAUCUCACGCAUCAACGCAUCACUGCACACAUUCUUUCACACUACCGAGAAGCGACGCAAGACGAGUUGUAUUCGUUAACGGAUUGGUGUGCAAUUUGUUGGGAGAAAAUGGAUUCGGCUCGUCGUCUUCCAUGUACCCAUUAUUUUCAUGAAUGGUGCUUAGUGGGAUGGUUAGAACAAGAUAGUUCAUGUCCAACGUGUCGUCUUAAUUUGCAGUCGUCUUUUAACGAUGAUAAUCUACCGAAUGCCACAAUUGCACCGAGAACCCACUUUUUUCAUUUUGAUGGUACCAGGAUCGCUGACUGGUUACCAUCGUUUUCACUCGAGUUCACUCAUAGUGGUUUUCCGCAUCACCCCAGAAACGAAAGAUUCAGUGGAAGUGAGAAUUCGCAGUUGAGCUCAAUGGCUGAGCAAGUUCGUGAAAUGUUUCCACAGGUGGACGUUAAUUCAAUCGUAAAUGAUUUGCGCAUAUCUGGCUCUGUAUCGGAAACUAUCGAAAAUAUUCUCGAAGGUCGUCUGCUCACUGAUUCGUCUGUGCUUGAACUUGAUGGUGACGAUAACGAGGAUGAAAUAGAUUCACAGCCGUUGGAAACGAAUCACGUUCUUUCCCCGUUGAUUGAUGCUGAAAUGGAUUUGAAUUUGGUCUCAACUGCAGCGAUUGAAUCGCCAGCACAGUCCACAUGGAAUACUCCAUCGACAAUCAGUCCAUGCUCGUCCUCUGAGGAACGACAAAGCUUUCUUUCGCAAAGGAGGCAUGCUCUUAUUGAGCAGAAUCGCCGGUUAACUUUUACUUCAUCUAUUUUGAUUAGAAUUUUAGAGUUAAUUGUUUUCUGA